GACCCGUAGCAAUACUGUACGGUGGUUUAUUUACCUCAGUAGAGCCAAGAGCAUGAGCUAGCACUGAGAGACGAAGGUGGCAGAGCAGAGUUUUAUAUAGAUCUGCGGGUAGCCACAGUCACCACAGAGGAAUCUUAGAUGCAGGCAUUUGGAUGGAAAAGGAAGAAGGCUGGGUUAUCUAAACCUCGACCCUCUGCCUUCUCUGGAGAAAAUGCUGAAGUUAAAGAUGAAACUAAGGAUCCUGACAUUGACUGGUUGACAGCAACAAAGCGACCGAAGGUGUUGCAGCUAGAAGAUGUAGAAGCAAAGGCUCGUAGACUCAGCAAUGAGGGAGUAACACUUGCUGAGGCAGAACGAUGGUGGGCAGCCAUUGGCAGGUGGAAUGCUGCUCUUGCCUUGACACCAAAUGACCACACCAUUCAUGAAAUGCUGUCACAGGCAUAUAUGCAGGUAGGCGAAGUCUUUCCAGCCCUAAGAUCAGCAGAGGAAGCAGUGAAGCUGUCUCCAAACUGGUGGGUGGGAUUGCAGACUCUAGGACGUGCACAGCUGGGACUGGGAGAAGUGGCUCAGGCUGUCAAAACCUUUUCUCGGGCUGUCCACAUUCGUCCAGAUCAGCAGGAGCUAUGGCGAGAAGACCUGCAGUGGGCUGUUGGCUUGCUUAAAAAAUAUCAAGAAAUUGAAGUGGAACGGGAGAAAGUGAAAGCAGCUGCAAAAGAGAGUGGAGCAACUAUUACUGAGCUGCCCGUGCCAUCCAUUGAGGGAUCCAUCAGGGAGAAGUCUAUCCAAUUGUACCAGAUACAGAAACAAAGAGAAGCUGUAGAAGCAGGUGACCCAACAAUUCUUGAGAGAGGAAAGAACAUUGAUUUGUCAAAGAUGGUGAGGAUGAGAGUGACUUAGAUUUAUUAUCUGUAGUCUGCUCUGCAGCCUGUGAAAUGUUAAGUUAUGUGGAAUUUUGUCCAAAAUCUUUACAUGCUUUUAAGAUAUAGGAGGAGUGUUCAGGAAUAACUCAGAUAUGAAUACCAGAAUUGUAGGACUGUUAUUUGUGUAUUCAGACUUGUUGAGCUUCCCACACUGAGGAUUAAAAUAUCCAGGAAGCUUCCUUCUGUGUUGGCCAUCAUCUAGUUUCUCUUAUUAUUACAUGGAAAAUCACUUAACUGUUGUAUAUUACACCACAGGAUAUAAAAAUUGUGUGGUUAAGUGUGGUAGGAUAUGGACAUGUGACUGAUGCAUGCAAGUUAAACCAUAAGAUAAAUGGUUGAAGCUGAACCUUCACGAAGUACUUGAUGAAAUAUAGUGUUACUUGAUAAAGAGCUUUAUAAAAAAAAUUUGCCUCAUGUCUUGCUCUAUGAGAAAGGAGUUCUUUUUUACUAUGGACUGUUGUAACUCAAAUACUGGUAAAAACCAUUAAAGGAUGACUUUCACCACAUUACUUGAGAAGAAAACGUUUUCAUGAUAAAAUCAAUUUCUAUAUAUACUGUACAGUACAGUAUAUAAAAUUCUCUUGAGUUUUGCAAGUUUAAGGUGAUGCUGUAUUUAUUAUUAAGGACUUUUUCUUGAGGAAGAGGUAGUCUCUCAUUGUGAAUUGACAGAUUCUAAAUGGCAUUCCUUGUUUCUAAAUUUUAUUAUGGAUAAUAUAUACUAGCAGUAACUAAACAAUAAUUUAUAGAUCAUCAACAUUAUCUUUCAAUUACUAUUGCCAUUGUACUGCAGCAGUAUUCAUUGACAGCACUUAAUGUAGUAGGUGAGUUUUUCCUCAUUGUUAUGAAGUAACAAAGUUUGUUUUUGGUGCUAACAUUGUACUAUUGUAAUGUUCUGUUAUAAUAAAGUUUGUUUACUUCUUUGUAUCAUCAUGUACAGUAUUGUACUGUAUCUAUUGUAAAAUAUAUUGUUAAAUCUAGUCACUAUUUUUGCUUGUGUGUUAACUUAAAAGUAACGUGGGUCUGUUUUGUCCACCAUUAAUAUAUUAGAUUUUAUAUUUAUAUCAACAUCCUCCUUUGAUAGACAUCAGUGAUAUACUCAUUGGCAAAUGUUGAAAAACAGAUUUAAAGAAAAAAAGAAUGAUUUAUAGAGCUGUACAUAGAUAUAAAGCUGAAAUUUUUUAUAGGUGUUUGUUCUGCUACAGGUCUCCCUUGAUUUGUGAAAAGGUUCUGUUCCUGAAAACCAUUUGGACAUCAAUAUUUCACAAAUUGUUUGUGAUAUUCCCAUUGACUUCCAUUAUAAAAUUGGAGAUAUGUUCCUAUAGGAAUAUCUACCCCAAAACUUGCUUCUGUAGUACAUUAAUGACAUCUAAAGAUAUUUUUUAUGCAUAAAAUAUAUAUAUAUAUAUAUAUAUAUAUAUAUAUAUAUAUAUAUAUAUAUAUAUAUAUAUAUAUAUAUAUAUAUAUAUAUAUAUAUAUAUAUAUAUAUAUAUAUAUAUAUAUAUAUAUAUACCUGUAUAUAUAUAAUGGGAAACAAUUUAUAUAACUUAAUUAUAAUAAGGGUACAUAAGUUUAUUUACCGAAAAUUAAAAGGAGUUCCUGCAAGAAUGAGUGGUUUAACCUAUGAACUAAUUUUGUAUGUUAACAUUCUAAUGUAAAUGUUACUGAUUAGCUUGGUAGUUAUUGAGACUAUGCCAAUGUCUGUGGUGCACAGUAUGAGGUCUAGCUACAGUUUUUCAUUCUGCAGUGAGAUGCCAAGUAAUGUUCCUUUACAUGCAUUAUGAUACACCCCUUUUGCUUUUACUGGAUUGGAUUUUUGGUAUGAAUUUAGCUGAAUAUUGAAAUCUACAGUAAACAUAUUCAUUUAACUUUUUAUAUUGUACAGUCUCUUGCACUUAUACACAGUACAGUGGCUGGCACACUUUGCGAGAUGUGACAAGUCUGCGGAAUGCUUAUCUAGCAUUCUUAGUCUGGCUUCUAUUGCGACAUCCCUUAGGGCCAUUCCAAGAGUUUUAAUAUAAUGUAAACACAGUUGCCACAUCUCACAAAACACACCAGCCAAAGUACCAGGCACAAGUGCAGGCUACUGUACAUGUACACUCGCUACAACAAGUAAAAAUUUUUUUGAUAAACAAGAAGACACAACAGGCAAAGGAGUUAGACAGCCCUACUGAGACAACAGUACUGUAAUUGCAGUGUUCAUUUUCAAAAUAAUCGGACCACACCUUUCAGAUACUUUCUGUAGCGAGUGUACAUGUACACUGAACCCUUACUAAUUCGAUAUUUACAAUUUGAUAUUUCAGACUAAUUUUAAUAUAUGAUUCCAUAUAUGUACUGUACAAUUGUUGUCUUCAAACAAUUUGGAGUUAUUCUCACUGCCAUCUUCCCAAAAGAAUUUAUUUUUGAUACAGAAGUACUUGAAAAUCAGAAUUUUUUCUUGAAUUUUUAGAGUACUACAUAAUUUUGAAUUUUCAUAAAUAAAACCUAAAUAAAUUGAGGGAUGCCUGCACUAUAUACUGUAUUUACAUUUUUAGGAAGAUAAGUAAAGUUUUUACUGAGAUACAUAUCAAGUGUACUGUACAGUACUUGGGAAAGUAAGUCUGUCUGUAUGGCUUAAAUUAUCUUGGCUAUUGAAUGCCAGAAAAUCCAAAGACUUGACCUUGGACACAGUUUUAGAAAGGAUAGGUUUACAGUAUUAGAUAUGACCGGGGUAAGCUCAGAAAAGUGUAGCAUGCAGGCUUUUAAGUUUUACUUGUAAUGUUUUAGAGAAGUGUGUAUGUAUGUGCUUCGAUACUUCAUUUUUAGCUGCAUUGUUUCUUAUCAUAUGUUACCCAUCUUGGCGGAGCUGCCCCACCUUUUGUCUAAUAACCCCUCAGCAUACAUCCAUCAAAGAAUCUACAGUAUCAUGAAACUGGAAACUUUUUGGGAAAAUAAUUUGUGUUCAGACUUAAAGACAAUCCCUUAAAAAAUGCCCCCUCCCCUCCUUAAAAACAACUGGCAUUGAAAGGUUUCCUUUCAGUGUGGCUGAGUAAUUUGAUCCUGUAAGGAAAAUUUAUUUAUAUUAUCACUAUUACUUGCCUAUUUUUGUUUACAGCAUACAUAUAUUUGCUAUUUUUGUUUUGUUUUCUAACACCUCACUUUACUUUCUCCCAUGUAAAAUUAUCUAAACAAAAUGCAUUGUUGCUGGUUUUAGAUUAAUUGGGUGGAAAGUAGUGUAACACUGUUCAUCUUAAAGAUAAAUUAUUAAAUAGCAGCAAAAAUAAUGGGUAAUGAAUUUGAUGGCGGCAUUGCAUAAUAGAAGGUGAAAUACUGUACUGAAAUAUUGUACCCUGUACCCUGAAACUUUUUAUCUUCUAGUAAGGACCUCACAUAAUUUUUAUGAUUACUUGGGAAAAGUUUUUGAACUGUUUAUCAAUAAUAUUUUCAUAAUGUGUGGAUCUUAAGAAAAGACUUUAUAAUUACAAUUGUAUUUAAAUUUUUAUGUUGUACCUUAGAGAAACAGUUACACAGAAUAAAAAACAAAACAAUGUAAUGUCCUGUAAUCACUUCCUAGUGGGAGUUGAGUGAUAUGCUAACCUCAAUAUUUUUUUAAGGAAAGUUGUCAUUAAAUACUAAACAAAAUAUC
Homarus americanus (American lobster) is the source of this 4542-nucleotide messenger RNA. RefSeq names its product tetratricopeptide repeat protein 33-like. NCBI's taxonomy places the organism in Eukaryota, Metazoa, Arthropoda, Malacostraca, Decapoda, Nephropidae. The record is from RefSeq and is a predicted model, not a curated record. The transcript is spliced from 5 exons. Bases 139 to 897 code for a protein of 252 amino acids. Gene Ontology annotation, molecular function: protein binding.